AUGAAGCGUUGUUGGGUGCUGGGUUUGGCGGCAGGUAUCGCCGUCUUUCUGUGCGUGCUGUUGAUGACGAAGCUUCGGUAUAUUUCCGAAAAGCCUGUGGCGUCGAAAGAAAUCAGCACGCCUACAGCAGCCCUCACGCGUUCACAGAGGCUGCAGGCGCUCCGCGACGACCUCGCGGGAUUUCAGACCCGAAUCCAAUCCGGCUUCGAAGCCGUUGCGUUCGUGGAGCAUGACACUGCUCUGCGUCUGCAUCUGGUAGUGAAGCUGCACAAGGCACAGAUCAAAUACAAGAUGGCCCCAGUGCGGUUGAAGAAAAAACCGGAGGGCAGCGGCAGCUUGGUUGCCAACGCGAAAGUGGAGCUCGAAGUGACGAAGGUGGGUACUAGAAGCGGGCCCGAAAAAACCCUUCUGUUUUUCGAGCUCACCGAUGUCAACCUCCUCUACUACGACGAGCCAGAGCUGUUGAAACGCUUUCACUUUCUCCAGCGUCAGCACGGAUGUGGUGCGGUCGUGGCGACCGACGACCGCGCUCUGCUCGCCAGCAGUCGCGCGCUCGCGGAUCCAGGCGCGCUUCUGUGUCGCGACGCAGUGCAAUUUUUGUUCCGCCGCCGGCCAAGCUCAGAGGAGGAGGAGGACGAGGAGGAGGGACCACCAACGUCGUCACCCGUUGCAGCAGCUACCCUGCGGUCUAAAUCAGCUUUCCCCGCCACUGCCACUGCCACGUCCACGCCCACUGGCAUGGCGAAGCAAAAAGUCAUCGAAAGGGAGGAGGAGACCCGUGCAUACGGAGCACAGUUUCGGGGACCACCCUUCCAAUACCAACGCGGGUUCACCCGGGAGGACACGUCCGAAAGCGCGUUGUUUACGGAUUGGGUGUGGGAGACCCCCUCCGACAUCUACCUAGGGGGAGAAGCGCCCGAAGAUGCGGCGCUCGCCGCCCUGCUGUCCAUUCCCCUGCUAUUCCUGCUCUGUUUGGUCCGAUGUUUCUCCAGGAUGGAGUCUGCUCUCCUUUCAGAAGACGACAGCGAAGAUGCAGUUCUCCCUUCUUCAGCGUCUUCACAGAGGACCCUCGAGCGGCCGCCGACACGACGUGCGGGCUUGAUGUUCACGACGAGGACCUCCAAGCUGCACGAUAGUUAUGCAAAAGUCGGAGCUGCAUCCGAGGAGGUACAGGAGGAUGAUUCUGCGCUCAUGAUGGGCGACUACCAGACCAAGUCAACAUCCACCUCCACGCCAGGAAAAACAAAUCAGAGUGAACAAGGUCAGCUUGUUGUCCAGUGGGAUCAGGCAAGUGUUACGGACGUAUGCGCGCUCGAAAACGAAACCGAGGACGAUGCGUGGAGGAUCAAAAGACGCCCGCGACCACCACUAUCAACCUGCCGAAUCUGGCUCACGGUUGUUCUGUUGGCUCUCUGGUGCUGCGUAGCGUACACUACCGCACGUGCUUGCGGUUGGCUUGCUCACUCGCUGGUUGCCUGGAUGCCACAAAAGGUGCACUGGGGUGCCAAGGAUCUGCUUCAGUUUAUUUGCGGUCCGCCCCCAAAGGCUGGCCCGGCAGCGUUCACGCGAAAAAGUGGUCCGUCCUUGUGUGGGGCAGAAAGCGCGGCAGUCAUACGCGAUUGGGAGGACCUCGCUGUCUACAAUCUUAGCUUGCUUUUUCUCUGGUAUGUCUUUGUGGAGAAACUGUUUACCUACACUACUUGCAAUGGACGUUUGUUGGCCAGCAUAUUUGUCUGGUAAGAUAAAGUGCACGCAGGUGGCGGGAUCGAUCGGUCAUUUUGGAAAUAAACUUCUUGGCCCCAUCAUCGGAAAUCGCAAUGCGCAACUAAGUCGCAUGAAAAGCACAGGAUAGAAUGAAUGAGCAGCGGACGUGUGAAACGCCUUAACAAAAAAAUGCCCUCGGGGAGAGAAGCCG
Molecule: messenger RNA, 1915 nt
Organism: Amoebophrya sp. A120
Lineage: Eukaryota; Dinophyceae; Syndiniales; Amoebophryaceae
Source: the annotation of a GenBank genome assembly